Molecule: messenger RNA, 3823 nt
Organism: Planococcus citri (citrus mealybug)
Lineage: Eukaryota; Metazoa; Arthropoda; Insecta; Hemiptera; Pseudococcidae
Product: fatty acid synthase-like
Exons: 19
Coding region: 83-3685 (1200 amino acids)
Biological process (GO): fatty acid biosynthetic process
Molecular function (GO): fatty acid synthase activity; oxidoreductase activity; 3-oxoacyl-[acyl-carrier-protein] synthase activity
Source: RefSeq, a predicted model, not a curated record
AGCCCGUUGUCAUUCAAUCACAGAGUGACGAGUAAAACACACACAUUAAUCAAGUGAGAUUUUUUAUUCAAUUCGUGAAAAAAUGUCUGAAAAAAUGAAUGAGCUGGAGGAUCCGAACGGCGUUGUCAUUUCUGGAAUUUCCGGUGCGUUUCCAAAUAGUGAUAAUGUUGAAGAAUUCAAAGAAAAUUUAUUAGCUGGAAAUGAUAUGAUUUCCUUGGUACCAAGAAGCAAAGGAGCAGAAGAUGAUGUAAAAGUUGGCUUGAUGAAAACCAUCGAUCGUUUCGAUUACUCUUUUUUUCGAAUAACUCGUAAUCAAGCCAAGAGUAUGACCAUUGGAGCGAGAAUGUUACUAGAAAAAACUUUUGAAGCCAUUCUGGAUGCAGGUUAUAAUCCUCAAGAAAUAAAAGGAAAAAAUAUCGCGGUCAUCUGCGGAGUUUGGGAUACUAACGAUGAAGGAGAUCCAGCAUGGGACCUGAAGCCAGAUAAUUAUAUUGAUGUCUUUGGCAGAAUGAGAUUCAUGCUAGCCAAUAGGAUUUCCAAUUGGUUAGACGUGCAUGGUCCCAGCUAUCCAGUGAACACAGCUUGUUCGUCGUCUUUGUAUGCUAUUGACCAUGCUAUCAAAGCCAUCCAAAGAGGACAAUGCGAAGGAGCAAUCGUGUGUUCAACCAAUUUAUGUUUAUCAAUGGUUGAGCUUUUUAAACAUAAUCCUCUUCUUUCCGGUGGAGGAAACAGUGCGCCGUUCGAUGCUGAUGCUGACGGUUACGUGAGAGCCGAAGCAGUGGUUGCAUUUUUUCUGCAAAGGAGGAAAGUUGCACGAAGAAUUUAUGCUAAUGUGAUUCAUUCGACAACAAAUAGCGAUGGUUUCAAAGAAGAAGGAUUCGCAUUUCCUUCAGUUGAGUCUCAAGUGAAACUAUACAAACAAUUUUACGAAGAAAUUAACAUGGAUCCGCAAAAAAUCGCGUAUAUCGAAGCUCAUGGGACGGGAACGAAGGUAGGAGAUGUUGUAGAAGGAACAUCAAUAGAGCAGUUUUUCUGCGCUGAUCGUAAAACACCCUUAAAAGUGGGCGCAAUAAAGUCCAAUAUGGGUCAUGGUGAAGCAUCUGCAGCAUUAUGUGCCAUAACUAAAAUGAUCGUAGCCUUUGAAUCUGGAACUAUACCUCCAAAUCUCAGAUUUAAUACACCGAAUCCAAACAUCAAAGGAUUAUUAAAUGGAAACCUCGAGAUUAUAUCGAAACCUACACCAUUAGAAGGAGAAUAUUUCGCUUUGAACUCUUUCGGAAUUGGUGGGUCGAAUGGUCACAUUGUAUUAUCACCGCACACCAAGGUGAGAAAAGAAGAUGACUUGUUGAAUGGGGCAAUUCCACGGUUAGUGACUGCAUCAGGAAGGACUGAAGAAGCCGUUGACUAUAUUUUAAACGAAAUCAAAAAAAAACAUGAUAAUGCAGAAUACAUGGCACUGUUUCAUGAAAUUUUCAAAAAUGACAUAAGUGGUCAUCUUUAUAGAGGAUACAUAAUUUUAGAAAAGAAUAAAGAACACCCAUCCUCUAAAAAAUUCUUCGGCGGCGAAAAGCGACCCAUAUGGUUCGUUUUUAGUGGUAUGGGAUCACAAUGGCCUACUAUGGGGAAAUCAUUGAUGGAAAUACCAAUCUUUGCUGAGUCCAUUCAAAGAAGUCACGGUGUUCUGCAAUCAAAAGGAAUCGAUUUAAUAAAAAUCAUCACAGAUGAUAAUCCACAAAUGUUUGACAAUAUUUUAAACUCGUUUGUUGGAAUAGCAGCUAUUCAAAUAGCUUUGGUAGACGUAUUAAGAAAAUUGAACAUAGAACCAGAUGGAAUUGUCGGUCAUUCUGUAGGAGAAUUGGCAUGUGCAUAUGCUGAUGGAUGCUUGACAGCUGAACAAAUGCUUUUGGCAGCUUAUUAUCGUGGUCUAGUUUCGUUAGAAACUGAAUUGAUCCAUGGUACUAUGGCGGCUGUUGGUGAAAGUUUCAAUGUAGUGAAAGAUCUUUUACCGCCAGAGAUUGACAUUGCAUGCCAUAAUGGUCCCACCAAUUGCACUAUAUCAGGUCCAACAGAAAUUAUACAGGAUUUCAUUAAGAUACUGCGAGAAAAGAAAAUAUUUGUUCGUGCAGUCGACACUUCGAAUAUUGCGUAUCACAGUCGCUAUAUUACUGCAGCAGGGACCAAGCUUGUAUCUUACUUGAAAAAAAUAAUUCCAGAACAAAAACUUCGUUCUGAAAAAUGGAUAUGCACAUCUGCUCCCGAACAAGAAUGGAAUAGCGAUAAAGUGAAAUAUUCUUCGGCCGAAUAUUACACAAAUAAUCUGUUAAAUCCUGUAUAUUUUGAAGAAAGUUGCCAUCAUAUUCCCAAUAACGCCUUAACUAUUGAAAUAGCGCCUCACGGGUUACUAAAUGCGAUCUUGAAACGCUCAUUACCAACCACCGUAGAUAAUAUUCCAUUAACGAUGAAAGAUCAUGAGAAUAGUGUCUUGUACUUAUUGAAUGCUCUUGGACGAUUGUACGAAAUGGGAUGCACAAUGAAAAUUAGUAACUUGUAUCCUCGAGUUGAAUUCCCAGUCAGCAGAUCUACUCCAAUGAUUUCCCCCUUAAUCAAGUGGCAACACACGGAACUGUGGCUCAGAGGUGAAAUGCAUACAGACAAUGUCCACUCUACUGAAAGGAAAUUCGUGUACAUGCCAAAAAAUGAAGAUACCGCAUACAUACAUGGUCACAUAAUCGAUGGUAGGAAUUUAUACCCAGCUUUUGGAUUCUUGUGGUUAGUCGUGGAAACGGUUUCCAUGAUUAAAAAAAAGAGCAUAUCAGAACUUUCUGUCGCUUUUGAAAACGUUCAUUUUGAACAUGCGCUAACUGUUCCCACUCAAGGUGCAAUUUACUUCCUCAUUUCUGUUCAUGAACGUACCCAAUAUUUUGAAGUGACAGCGAAUGGCGCUAUUGUAGCAACAGGAAAGGUGCGAAUACUUGGAAUUGCUCACAAGGAAAUGCUCGAUGUUACACCACACAAAAGGGAAAUCUCUCAUUCCAAUUCCUUAGCCAUGAAUAAAGACGAUUUUUAUAAAGAACUUCGAUUAAGAGGAUACAAUUAUACAGGAUCGUUCAAGAAUGUUGAAUACGUGGAUUGCGACGGAAAAUACGGCGAAGUUUCUUGGAACAAUAAUUUUGUUUGUUUUAUGGAUGGAAUGGCGCAGAUCACUCUUCUACAAGUAGACACCAGAGAUCUCCUGAUUCCUACAUUCAUCGGCAAAGUAGUUAUUGAUUUUGCAAAACAUUAUAAUGUACUGGAGUCAUUGGACAAAGAAAAUCCCAAAUUUUCUGUUCAUUUUCAUCCUUACCAUAACUUGUUAUGUUCCGGAGGAAUUCAAAUGAGUGGUUGGAAAGGCAAUGAAAUAGCUCGCCAAAAAAAUCGAGCCACUCCUGUGCUAGAAAAAUACUUAUUUGUGCCCUACAUAAGCGAAGAAAUAAUGAAUUUACGCGAAAUGAUCAGAAUUUGCGUUCAAAUAGCAUUGAAAAACACAAACGUAGUGAAAGCAAUUACUUACGAAUUACUUCAUCAAGAUUACGAUCCCAAGAUGAGUUAUAUUUCCACGGAAAUUGCAGAUGUUUUGAACGAUUCGUCAACAAACGAGGUGCUUCUUCAUCAUGGAUCCAGACGCUCCAGCGUUUUCAUUAGAUGACGAAUUCUACACAUCUCAGCUCGAUAAAAACCUCAACUACAAUAUUUACAAGGACGGAAAAUGGGGUAGUUAUUGGCAUUUGGAAAUGGACCCACCAAAAGAUGUGGAAUGUUCUCACGCAUUCUGCGCGUUGGAAGA